UUUGUGGGCGACAGUAAAAUGUACCGACGGAAUAUAUCGAUCUACGCAUUCGUAUCUGAAUCAUAACCUCGCACGGUCGCGUAUCCUUCCGUUACGUGGUGAUGUUGCUUCGCCGUCAACAAAGUAUUGCUUCGAUAAUUAGUGCGCGAACGUGUUUAAUCUCUCGCUCGCGAGUGUUAUUGUGUUAAUUGUGCAUUUUGACUGGAUCUGAGAGGAGGCCGAGGCUCGGGAUGAGCAUCGGGCAACGGCGGAACAACCCUGUGGUCAACGUGCCGUUUCGACUCCGCUGCUGCGCGUCGUGUCGAUUCAUCAGCAAAUUCGGAGAUCGAACAAUUGUUAUCCGGUGACGAACGUGACAAUACGCCAAACACACGUGUGAGACUACAGCCGGACGAGCGGUUGUCCAUGAAUCUUCAAGGUGGCGUUUCGUCAUCAAGAUCAUUACAUCAGGAGAAUUUCGCGGCGUUAAAUAAUGAAGACAUAGGUGAAAGCUCAAGUGGUUCAACGGCCGUGAUAACGUCCUCGGUUAUUGCAAACAAUGAUAAUAGUGAUGAUCCGCCACCUUAUACCGCGAUCCCGCCGCCUUACAGCGCAAUUACGCCACGAGAUCACAUCGGUUGGCCGUAUGAACUUUUUUCGUUUGGAGAUUUGUAUUCCACGGACGGUACGACUCGUAGGAUGGAAAUACCGUUCACAUCUUUCCAAGCUUGUUUGACACCGGCCACGGGUUUUCAUCCCGAAGGGAUUAACAGUCAAUAUCCGAUACCCUUAACGCCUUACCGGUUCUUCAAGAAUGGUGGGAACUCUUUCGUAUCGAGGGAAUCAAUAGAUGACGAGAUCGCGGAGAAAAGCGACGAUACAAGAUCACGAAGAUACGGCGCUAUGCUUGCAGCAGUGGCGGUUAUCAUUUUCCUCAUGGUUUUAUCUUUGAUGGUUCGCUUUGUCAUGGAAAAGAGUUGGUGGCGAAGAUAGCUCAUCGUUGGAAUUGAUCGUUACUGCAUACAUACAGAAACGUUCAGUGAUAAAUUCUAAAUUACGAGAGAUUAUUAACGAAUUUGUAAUUAGAUUUUAUUAAUCUAGCAUAAUUUAUUUUAGCAGGAUACAUUCUGAGCUCGUACUAUUUAUCUCGAAGAAAUUUUUUUAUCUCUUUUUCUAUACUUUUCUCAACUAAGUCUAUUAUUAAAUUAAAUGCAGAUUUAUUGUUGCAUUAUAUUGAUUAAUAAUUAAUUAUCUGUUUUCAGUUUUACAUGUUUAGAUUUUCUACGAUUGUUUUAUUCUUGGAAUAAGAUAAUUUAACUAAAGUUAAUUGCGCGUAUAAAUUGGAUGUCCCUCAUUAAUUUUAUGUGAUGUAUUUUUUUUCUGUACAUAAGUUAAUAUUAGUUUUAGUAAGUAUUUAGGUAUUGCGUAACUAGUGAUAUAUGUUUUUAUAUAACUGAUAUUACGAAAGACACAACAAAGGUUAUUAUAAUUGAUUCAGUUUUGUGCAAAGAUUAAUCUAAAAUUAGUUAAACUUUUUGUUUCUCAUGCGAUAUCAUAAUUUAUUAAGAAAUAAAAUAUGCCAAUAUAUUGUUAUACGAACUAAACUAAAAUAUUUUUGACGUAUGUCAUUUAUAUUGUAAUUAUUUAACGCAUAUUAUGAUUAAACAAAAAAAUACAUUUUGAUAUUUAUGACUAUGCACGAGGAACGUGUACUUUUUUAGGUUGAAGUACUCAGAAAUACUUAGAAGCAACUUAGUAGAUGCAUUAUCUACGUUAAACUGAGGCACGAGUUUUAUAAUUAAUAAUGUGAAAUAUUUUUGUAUAUCGUGACUUAUGUUAUAUUAUUAAAUAUGUCAUAUUAUACAUAUAUUAUUAUUAAUUUAUCAAUUUAUAUAAUUUAUAAAUCUCUAACUAAUUGAAAUGACGUCGGCGACGUUGUA
Solenopsis invicta (red fire ant) is the source of this 1919-nucleotide messenger RNA. RefSeq lists its product as uncharacterized. Bases 406 to 972 code for a protein of 188 amino acids. The transcript is spliced from 4 exons. Lineage: Eukaryota; Metazoa; Arthropoda; Insecta; Hymenoptera; Formicidae. The record is from RefSeq and is a predicted model, not a curated record.